Messenger RNA from Penicillium diatomitis, 1182 nucleotides. RefSeq lists its product as uncharacterized. The transcript has 3 exons. The coding region runs from base 1 to 1182 and encodes 393 amino acids. The record is from RefSeq and is a predicted model, not a curated record. NCBI's taxonomy places the organism in Eukaryota, Fungi, Ascomycota, Eurotiomycetes, Eurotiales, Aspergillaceae.
AUGGUCAAGCUCCGUCACAGGAUCGCAACUCCACAUCUGGCCCUGCUCAAAUUUGAAACCAAAGGUAUGGCACCUUUCUCUUUCCCUUCGCCUUCUGCGCACCCGGACACGCUCGGACGAUCACCACCACCACCAUAUCCAUCUCCAUGGCGCGCAAUAAAUCCGCGAAGAAAGAGGUCGCUGACCAACUCUCCGACAGAAGACGCACCGCAAGUAAAUCUGGCCCGCGUCGACACUCAGUUGAACAUGCACCAGUUCAACAACCUUUUUGAGGAGGAUGCAGGAGCAAAUGGUUCGAAAGAUUCCAAUAGCUUGUCCUCCCAACCCAUCUUGGCGAGCCCUUACCUCGGCAACGAGCUUCCAGCCGAAUGGUCUGCAGUGGGUCACGCCGCAGCGACAGGCAAGUCCGGCCGUGUCAUCCAUAGUCUGCAGGAGGAGGUCGCACGUCAGAAGCGGGAAGCAGCCCUCUGGCAGUCCCGAGCAGAGGAGUCCCAGCGUACCAAUGAGACCCUCAAGUUCCAACUACAGAACACGACCGACAGGCUCAGCCACCUGGAGCAGGUCAAUGAGACCAAUGGCAAGCUCAUCGAGCGGAAAGACCGCAAGAUUGAGGACCUGCGAGCCGAACUGCAUACAGAGCGCACCAAGCGGCUGGAUGCUCAGGGCGUGGCCAACGAGACCAACGAGACAAUGCGCGUGGAACGCGAAAACCACCAUCGCGAAAUGGCUCGGCUGCAAGAGGAGGCCAAGUAUCACGAGAACCAGUACGAAGUACUGUUCCGUGCCAUGAAGCAGGACAAGGCCGAUCUGACCCGGCGAAUGGACGCGCUGCAUACCCAACUGGCGCAACUGAAAGAGACGCAAGUGUCUCAGAACGAGGCAGCAACCCGACUCCUGACAGUUGACGACCAGAGACAGCGACUUGUGUCUUCCCUCCAAGAGCGGCACGAGCAGAUGAUGGCCCUCCACCAAAGGUACAAGGAGAUCAAGGAGCAAGAGUUCCAAGAUGUGCUUGGCCAAGCUCGCGUGAAUGGUGAUCGGAUCGACGCCUCGCUGAAAGACCUCAAGGAGACUGAGGACAAGAUGAAGUGGGUUAUUCGAAUGAGUGAGGUUCAGCAAGGACAACGGGGCGACGAUAACUCAGCGACUGGCCGCUCACUGGCAGGGACCCCAUCGUCAUAG